Messenger RNA from Pezoporus occidentalis (night parrot), 2231 nucleotides. RefSeq names its product chromosome unknown C2orf76 homolog (gene CUNH2orf76). The transcript has 7 exons. The coding region runs from base 125 to 457 and encodes 110 amino acids. The record is from RefSeq and is a predicted model, not a curated record. NCBI's taxonomy places the organism in Eukaryota, Metazoa, Chordata, Aves, Psittaciformes, Psittacidae.
GAAGUGCUGGCGAGAAGUCGUUUAUUUACAAUGAAAAUGGAGUUGGACCUUGGGGAAUUAUUAACCAAGGGGAUGUAAAAGCAAGUUGCCCUGUGAUGUAGAAGGUUAUUCAGAAUUAAUUCUCAUGUCAGCAGAAAGCUCAACCAUCACAGUUCGUCUUGUUCGUUCUUUUGAACACCGGAAUUUCAGACCUGUGGUGUAUCAUGGAGUCAACUUGGAUCAGACAGUAAAGCAGUUCAUUAGUUUUGUGCGGAAUGAUGUGUCUUCAAGAACAGGUCUUCCUCCUCCUUUUAAAAAUUACAAGUAUGAUACAAUGAAGAUUAUUCACCAAGCACACAAGUCUAAGACUGGUGAACUUGUAGUGAGUUUGGAAGAUGAUGACAAACUGAUUUUGAAAGAAGACAGUACGCUGAAAGCAGCUGGAAUAGGCAUAAGAGGCAAUGCAGUUCAGUACUGAUGACAGUACUAAAUGUUGAAUUAGAAAUUACAUUGUCUACAGCUGCCUUCUUUUAAAAAGGUAGUGAUAAAUAUAUGUCUAUAUAUCCAUCUUUGAAGCUAGGUUUGUAGCUACAACAGUGAAACAGUUGGAUGUGAUCUUCAAAAACAUGUCAAAACAUCAGAGUAAAUGUUACAGUGAAAGGAAAUCAGAGUAGACCAGCUUGUUCUGUGUCUCUCUACAAAGAAAGCGGUGGCUUAUUCAGGGCAGAAAACAAUGUAAAGCUGUUUUCAGAAUAACUAGCAGCAGUUAGUCAUUAGUAUAUAGUGGGUAUUUGUAACACAAAAGAAAACCUCUCAUUCUGUAAAAUGCAGUGUGCCAUUUUGCCAUUUUGAAUUUGGUAUUUUUCCAGUGUAUCUUGACAAAAGAAUUAGCUAAGUUAGGAUUGGGUUCUUUAUAGUAAAAUCUUGAAGAUUUUACUUUUCUUCAACAAGAAGUGAAAAAGAGUGGAACCAAGGAAAUGACGACUGAUAGCAGAUACUACUCUAGUCUGCAUUUUAUACAGUUUCAUUUAAAUCAAUAAGAAAAUUUGAAAUCUUCUCUUGACAUAUUACAUUUUUCCAAUAUCUAGUCUGGACAAGAUUUCCUAGACUAAAGCAGAAAAUUGCUGUUAGAAAACCUGGGAAAUUCUGAGACACAGAGAACACUUUUUUCUAAGCUGUAGUUGAUUGCCCUUGGCACUUUACAGGGUUGGGCUAGAGAGUUAUAAAUUAUGAGGACAUUAGAUAAGUAUCCUCGGGAAAGCCUCUGUGGUAGUGAUUAUUAUUACAGUUAUUAUCUAGCCAGCAAAGUUAAUGCUUGCCUGAUUUUUAUUUUUUUUUUUUAAAGCAGGGUGUAUGUUAAUCAAGUGUUCAGUAUUCAUUGCAAACAGUCUUGUCUGUUUUCUAGUUGAGAUUCUGAACCCCUUCUGCUCUUUUUUUCCUUUUUUUACAAGACAGGCAGACUUCAUUAACUUCAGGUUUAAUUUAAAAAACAAAUGUGGAACUUAUUGGCUCAGCACCUUAAAGAAUUCCAUGUUUAAUAAUUGUGAAGGCUUUCCAUCAGAUUUGUCUCUGUUCUGAAUUAGUAAUGUUGCUGACUUAUUGUUUUAGAAGAGGAAGUCCUUGACCUACUGGGUUGAAAGAAUUGUGACUGCUCUGAACCUUUGUGGGUCCUUUAGCUCUACCAUAUCCCCUGUGAAUAAUUAGAGGUAUUUGAAGGUAUUGCUGGAGAAGCCAAUUUGUGUCUUUCACUUUGCAUAUUGUUGAAGCCUCAUGAAUUAAUCAUCAUCAGGGAAAAAAAUUAACUUCUUCAGACACAUAUUUUGAUGUGUCAUGAGGGAGAAUGUAAAGUGAUCUGUAAAAUAUUCUACUGAUCCUCUAAGUAUUAAAUUAUUAUACCUACAGGCUAAUUUAAUAGAAAAAAUAGUUUCCUUCUCCCUUUCCUAACAGAAAAAUGCACAAAAGAAAGGUAAAAUCACGCUUCAUUAUUUUUCUAGCAUUUGAAGGUGUUAGAAAUGCAGUCACUUAAUUUGUUGAAUGCUUAUACAAACAAUUCUGUGAAGGCUGUGUUAAACAAAUCUUGACGAGGCUUGUGUACUUCUAUAUAUUCAGGUUCUUGGGUUUAUUGUGUGUUUUUUUUUCUUUGUUUGUUUCUUUUUUAUUUGGUUUGCAGCAUCGUUAAAUGACAUCUUUAAUACUAGAAUCUUUUUUGCAAAAAUAAGGGGGGUGAAGUGUGUGGUGAUUUAUAAUUGUCU